AUUAUGAAAUCUGAUAAAUCUUAGAAGGUAAACUGAAACCGGAGCGGACAAACCUUCCUGCAAACUCCGAUAUCCUUCUCAUUAUUUGAACAAGCCAUUCAAUCAAUCAAUAAUUCAAUCGAAACCGACAUUGACCUAUGGGGACGACGGGUGAGAGCGACGUGGAGGCGGGAUUUGCCAAGCUACAAGAGGAAGACGACAGAGCCUAGGAGGCGGUAUGAACAUUUCCCUCCACCACGCCCGCAUCUUCUACGACUAUAGCUCUAUCUUAACAUGGUAUCAGUCGCUGUUUCCUGGAGGUUUGACUUUCGCUGUGUAAUUCUAUGUUACUGGUUUGAUCGACUGCUCGCAAAUAAUGCGUCUGCUCAGGGUUAAUGUCUUCCCUUACUAUUUGGAAUGCCAUUGCACGACUGUUUGGUGCCAAAUCUAGUGCUAAGAUCUCUGCACUUUGACAUAGUUUGCACUCACAAAGGAAAGCUGGAUUAUCUGUAAGUGAAUAUUUGGAAAAGAUAAAAUCUGUUUGUGAUAUGUUAAAUGCAGCAUGGUGUGUUGUUACUGAGCAGGAGCAGGUGAGUGUUGUGCUUGUUGGGUUGUCUAUGGAGUUUGAAUCCAUUAUUGCUAUUGCUUCUCGUGAUACUUUGUCCUUAGAUGCUUUGACUGAAAUGUUUCUUGACUGUGAAGCUCGACAUAAGAUGUUUCUUAGUGAUGGUCUUUCAGCCAACAUGGUGGUUCAUUCGAAUGAUACUCGUGCUGAUGAUGUGCCAGUUAAGGUUUCCACUGAUGAAGAGAUAACUGAGAAACAAUCUUCUCAGGCAAGAGGGCAACAAGGCAAUAGCUAUCGUGGGAGAGGUCGAGGACGAUUUAAUGGCUCAAAUCGACCUCAGUGUCAGCUGUGUGUUCCUGCAGAGAAGAAGGGAGAGGGAAGAUCAAGAGUUGACCGUGAAUCAGAUAAUCAACAACUUAUGCAGUUGGAAGAAAAGGAUGUGGUUUCUUCUGUAGCUACUGUGCUUUCGGAUCUUUGUGGUCCUGGAGAAUGGAUGCCCAUGGAGAAACUCCACGCUGAGUUGGUUGAACAGUUCAGUAAUGUCUGCAUCACAGCCGAGUUAGAAGAUAUCUUACAUCGGAGGACUGUCCUGGUCCCGAAUCCAAGGGGAAACCAUGGUAUGGUCUGCUUAUGUUAUUGAGAAAAUAUCCUGAACACUUUGUCAUCAACACGAGAUCCAAGGGUCGGAUAACGCUGGAAUUCGUCUCUUGUAUCUUUACUUUCGUAGAGUGGCGGUAA
Molecule: messenger RNA, 1282 nt
Organism: Hibiscus syriacus
Lineage: Eukaryota; Viridiplantae; Streptophyta; Magnoliopsida; Malvales; Malvaceae
Exons: 4
Coding region: 528-1184 (218 amino acids)
Biological process (GO): regulation of ribosomal protein gene transcription by RNA polymerase II
Cellular component (GO): nucleus
Molecular function (GO): sequence-specific DNA binding
Source: RefSeq, a predicted model, not a curated record